Molecule: messenger RNA, 585 nt
Organism: Penicillium daleae
Lineage: Eukaryota; Fungi; Ascomycota; Eurotiomycetes; Eurotiales; Aspergillaceae
Product: Alpha/Beta hydrolase protein
Exons: 4
Coding region: 1-585 (194 amino acids)
Source: RefSeq, a predicted model, not a curated record
AUGGGGAACGCCAUUAACGAUAGCCAGUGCAAAAAAUCGUGCUUCGUGCAGAACGGCAGAUUUCAGGAGGCUACCACGUCUUCGCUCUACAAUGAUCAGUUUAACAGCAAGUCACUCGCCGAUAAGGUCAAUCUCCUGGCCAUCGAACUACUCGGGCAUGGCGCCACUAGCUAUCCCUCGGAGCGCUUCACCUACUGGGAUUCGGCCAUCAUGGCUGUGCAGGUGAUGGAGGACCCUAAGACGCAGCUGGGCCCCUUCUAUGACAAAUGGUCUGUGCCUACACGCGACUUCGUCGUCGAUGAGGAGUGGCGGGGCAUGGUCGCCGGUCUGGGAUUCUCCGGAGUCGUCAGCCCGGAGACGCUUUCGUUCUGGAACCAGACACUCAAGGAGGUGUAUAGCGGCGACGAGGGGCAGAAGAAGCUGCGCAUGGCGCUUACGAACCUCAUGGAGAGGAACAGCCUGCUGUGCAGGCUCCGUGACGUUAGGUGCCCUGUGUAUUGGCUCCAAGGACCUGAGGACCCCGUGUUUGGCAAAUUUAUGCCUGCGGAGCAUAUCAAGCUGUUCACGGGCCCAAAGCGACACUAA